CCUCUGUCGAGUCACAAGCCACGGAAGAAAAAAAAGAAAAGGAAAACCAAAAAAGCAUCAUCAGGGGAGACUCUGGAAGACAACGACCUGGAAGACAUCGAGAGCUUGCUGGAGAAGAUUGAGGACACCAACGGGCUCUCACAGCAAACCCAGAGCGGGAUAAUCGCUGACAGCCGGCCUCUGCUCUACGUGGAGCACAGAAACUUGAAUCCAGAGAACGAGUUGAAGAGAUACUUUGGGGCUCGUGCUGUUCUUGGUGACCAGAGGCCGAGGCAGAGGCAGCGCCAGUACGUCCGCAGCACGUGGCUGACGUCUCCCAAGAACACCUGGCCACGCUACAGCAAAACAGGUAUUGCCAUGCAGCUGCUGGACACUAGGAGGGGAGUGCAGCACUUCACCUUCGAGCACCAUCGCGAGUACCAGCAAGUCCAGUUCAAGUUCCUGGAUGCCGUAGAAUCCAUGGACCCCAACAACAUUGUGCUGCUGCUUCAGAUGAACCCAUACCACGUGGACUCCCUUCUGCAGCUCAGUGACGUGUGCCGGAUGCAGGAGGAUCAGGAGAUGGCCCGUGAUCUCAUAGAGCGAGCGCUGUACAGCCUGGAAUGCACCUUCCACCCCGUCUUCAGCCUCACCAGCGGGACCUGCCGGCUGGACUACCGGCGGCCGGAGAACAGGGCUUUCUUCCUGGCUCUGUUCAAGCACCUGAUGUUCCUGGAGAAGAGAGGAUGUCCUCGGACAGCCCUGGAGUUCUGCAAGCUGAUUCUGAGCCUCGAUCCAGAGAACGACCCGCUCUGUGUCCUGCUUCUGAUCGAUUUUCUGUCCCUCCGAGCUCGAGAAUACACCUUCCUGACCCGCAUGUUCCAGGAGUGGGAGAGUCACCGGAAUUUGUCCCAGCUGCCCAAUUUUGCCUUCUCGGUGCCACUGGCCUAUUUCUUCCUGAGCCAACAGGAGGAGAGAUCAGAGUCUGAGCGAAGCCAAGCCCGGGAGAGAGCUGCCCGGCUCAUCCAGCUCGCCUUGAUCAUGUUCCCAAGCGUUCUUACGCCGCUGUUGGAUCACUGCAGUGUCCAGCCCGAUGCCAGGGUCGCGUCCCAUUCCUUUUUUGGGCUGAAUGCUCAGAUAAG
This is a messenger RNA of Antrostomus carolinensis (chuck-will's-widow), 1121 nucleotides long. RefSeq names its product TCF25 ribosome quality control complex subunit (gene TCF25). Gene Ontology annotation, cellular component: RQC complex. Lineage: Eukaryota; Metazoa; Chordata; Aves; Caprimulgiformes; Caprimulgidae. The record is from RefSeq and is a predicted model, not a curated record. Gene Ontology annotation, molecular function: protein binding. The transcript has 11 exons. The annotation marks the transcript as partial.